AUGAUGGCAACCGUGAGCCUGGAGCCCGCGGGCCGCAGCUGCUGGGACGAGCCGCUGAGCAUCGCCGUGCGCGGCCUGGCCCCCGAGCAGCCCGUCACGCUGCGCGCCGCCCUGCGCGACGAGAAGGGCGCGCUCUUCCGAGCCCACGCGCGCUACCGCGCCGACGCCGCUGGAGAGCUGGACCUGGCGCGCGCGCCCGCGCUGGGCGGCAGCUUCGCGGGGCUCGAGCCCAUGGGGCUGCUCUGGGCCAUGGAGCCCGAAAGGCCUUUCUGGCGCCUGGUCAAGCGCGACGUGCAGACGCCCUUCGUGGUGGAGCUGGAGGUGCUGGACGGACACGAGCCCGACGGCGGGCGGCAGCUGGCGCGGGCGGUGCACGAGCGUCACUUCAUGGCCCCCGGGGUGCGGCGCGUGCCCGUGCGCGAGGGCCGUGUGCGCGCCACGCUCUUCCUGCCCCCAGGCACUGGACCCUUUCCUGGAAUCAUAGACCUUUUUGGAGUUGGAGGUGGCCUUCUGGAGUAUCGGGUGGGUCUGCUGGCCGGGAAGAGCUUUGCCGUCAUUGCUUAUUACAACUAUGACGACCUCCCCAAGAGCAUGGACGUUAUCCACCUGGAGUAUUUUGAGGAAGCUGUGACCUACCUGCUCAGUCACCCUCAGGUCAAGGGUCCAGGAAUCGGCCUGCUGGGGAUUUCCAAAGGGGCUGAGCUCUGCCUCUCCAUGGCCUCUUUCCUGAAAGGCAUCACAGCCGCUGUCAUCAUCAAUGGUUCCAUGGUUAAUGUUGCUACAACCUUAAAAUACAAGGAUGAGAAUCUGCCCCCUGUGGGCACUGACAGAAAUCGAAUCAAAGUAACCAAAGAUGGCCUUUCAGAUAUCGUGGAUUUUCUGAAUGUUCCUCUGGAAGGAGCUGACCAGAACUGCAUCAUCCCCGUGGAAAGGUCUGACACAACCUUCCUGUUCCUCGUUGGUCAGGACGACCACAACUGGAAGAGCGAGUUCUAUGCCAGAGAGGCCUCCAAACGCCUGCAGGCCCAUGGGAAGGAGAAGCCCCAGAUCAUCUGCUACCCAGAGACAGGCCACUAUAUCGAGCCCCCUUACUUCCCCUUGUGUAAGGUUUCGAUACACUCUUACUUUAACGUUGUUGUCAUCUGGGGAGGGGAGUCCAGCGCUCACGCCACGGCCCAGGCGGAUGCUUGGCAGAAACUCCAGACUUUUUUCCAUAAACAUUUGAGUGGGGACAAGAGGACAAUCCCAGGAAAACUGUGA
This is a messenger RNA of Grammomys surdaster, 1260 nucleotides long. RefSeq names its product acyl-coenzyme A thioesterase 5-like. The record is from RefSeq and is a predicted model, not a curated record. Gene Ontology annotation, biological process: fatty acid metabolic process; acyl-CoA metabolic process. Gene Ontology annotation, molecular function: fatty acyl-CoA hydrolase activity. Lineage: Eukaryota; Metazoa; Chordata; Mammalia; Rodentia; Muridae.